This is a messenger RNA of Amblyraja radiata (thorny skate), 1292 nucleotides long. Its product is annotated as zinc finger protein 628-like. The annotation marks the transcript as partial. The record is from RefSeq and is a predicted model, not a curated record. Gene Ontology annotation, molecular function: RNA polymerase II cis-regulatory region sequence-specific DNA binding; DNA-binding transcription factor activity, RNA polymerase II-specific. Gene Ontology annotation, biological process: regulation of transcription by RNA polymerase II. Lineage: Eukaryota; Metazoa; Chordata; Chondrichthyes; Rajiformes; Rajidae. The transcript has a single exon.
GAGUGUGUCGAAUGAGGAAAUGGCGGAGAGCGAGAUGGGAAGCAGGCCGCAGCGCGUCGAACAGCCCUACGAAUGCCUGGAGUGCGGAAAGAGCUUCAAGUGGUCUUCUCGGCUGACCCACCACCAGAGGAGCCACACGGGAGAGCGCCCCUACAAGUGCUCGGAGUGCGGCAAGGCCUUCAAGGGUUCGUCGGCCCUCCUCUACCACCAGCGGGGCCACACGGGGGAGCGCCCCUACAAGUGCUCGGAGUGCGGCAAGGCCUUCAAGCGCUCCUCCCUGCUGGCCGUCCACCAGAGCGUCCACACGGGCUUCCGGGCGUUCAAGUGCGGCCUGUGCCCGCUGAGCUUCAAAUGGUCGUCCCACUACCAGUACCACAUGCGGCAGCACUCCGGCGAGCGGCCCUACGCCUGCGGUGAAUGCGGCAAGACCUUCAAGAACUCCUCCAGCCUGUCCCGGCACCGGCACGUCCACACGGGCGAGAGGCCCUACCCGUGCCCGCUGUGCGGCAAGGCCUUUGCCCAGUCGGCCAACCUGAGGCAGCACCAGCGCACCCACACCGGGGAGAGGCCCUUCCGCUGCGAGGAGUGUGGCCGGGCCUUCACCCACUCCUCCAACCUGCUCCUCCACCGCCGGACCCACUCCCCCCUCCCCUCCGCCCCCGCCCAGCCCCUCGGCUGUCUCUCCUGCCGGCUGGACUUCCUCGACGCCCCCUCCCUCCGGCUCCACCUCCGCUCCGGCACGUGCCAGGGUCAAGCGCCGACCCCGGCUCUCCCCCCGCCCCUUCCGCAGCUGCCUACGCCACCUCCCCUGGCCCUGCCGCUGCCGCUCCCGCUCCCGCUCCCGCUCCCUCUCCACGAGACGGAGGGGGCGCUCUCCCUCUCGCUCUCCCCAGCCGAGGAAGUGGUGCUGCAAGCCACUGAGACGGAGGUGGAGACGGUGCACCGCUGCGACCUGUGCCAGCGGGCCUUCAAGGCCCGUGCGGCCCUGUCCAGGCACCAGCGCUCCCACCGGGCCCAUCCCCGGCCCGACAGCGCCCCCGGGGAGGGGCCCAACUCCCCGUGCCGCCCGCUGGAGGCCGAGGGAGAGAGGGCGGAGGUGGGAGGGGCCGGGGGAGGCCAGGGGGCGGCAGAGGCGAGUGACAGGCCCUACAAGUGCUCGGAGUGCGACAAGGCCUUCAAGGGGUCGUCGGGGCUGCGCUACCACCAGCGGGGCCACACGGGGGAGCGCCCCUACAAGUGCUCGGAGUGCGGCAAGGCUUUCAAGCGCUCCUCCCUGCUGGCCGUCCAUCAGA